Molecule: messenger RNA, 1113 nt
Organism: Trichechus manatus latirostris (Florida manatee)
Lineage: Eukaryota; Metazoa; Chordata; Mammalia; Sirenia; Trichechidae
Product: receptor tyrosine-protein kinase erbB-4-like
Exons: 5
Biological process (GO): negative regulation of apoptotic process; positive regulation of kinase activity; protein phosphorylation
Cellular component (GO): plasma membrane; basal plasma membrane; signaling receptor complex
Molecular function (GO): ATP binding; transmembrane receptor protein tyrosine kinase activity; epidermal growth factor receptor binding
Source: RefSeq, a predicted model, not a curated record
CACUAUAGGAAAUUCACCCAUCAGAGUGACGUUUGGAGCUAUGGAGUCACUAUAUGGGAACUGAUGACCUUUGGAGGAAAACCCUACGAUGGAAUUCCAACCCGAGAAAUCCCUGAUUUAUUAGAGAAAGGAGAACGUUUGCCUCAACCUCCCAUCUGCACCAUUGACGUUUACAUGGUCAUGGUCAAGUGUUGGAUGAUUGAUGCUGACAGUAGACCUAAAUUCAAGGAACUGGCUGCUGAAUUUUCCAGGAUGGCUCGAGACCCUCAAAGAUACCUAGUUAUUCAGGUUCGUGGAUUUGACUUAUGUUUUCAAAAAUAUCCCAAUGAUAAACUCACUACAAAAUAUGAACAACAUCUAGGCUUUGGAAACCAGUUCGUAUACCGAGAUGGGGGCUUUGCUCCAGAACAAGGAGUGUCCGUGCCAUACAGAGCCACGACUAGCACAAUCCCAGAAGCUCCAGUGACUCAGGGUGCUACAGCUGAGAUUUUUGAUGACUCCUGCUGUAAUGGCACCCUGCGUAAGCCAGUGGCAUCCCAUGUCCAAGAGGACAGCAGCACCCAGAGGUACAGCGCUGACCCUACAGUGUUUGCCCCAGAACGGAGCCCACGAGGAGAGCUGGAUGAAGAAGGUUACAUGACUCCUAUGCGAGACAAACCCAAACAAGAAUACUUGAACCCUGUGGAGGAGAAUCCUUUUGUUUCUCGGAGGAAAAAUGGCGACCUUCAAGCACUGGAUAAUCCUGAAUACCACAAUGCUUCCAAUGGUCUACCCAAGGCAGAGGAUGAGUAUGUGAAUGAGCCACUGUACCUCAACACCUUUGCCAAUGCCCUGGGGAAUGCCGAAUACCUGAAGAACAACAUACUGUCUGUGCCAGACAAGGCCAAGAAAGCUUUCGACAACCCUGACUACUGGAACCACAGCCUGCCGCCUCGGAGCACCCUUCAGCACCCAGACUACCUGCAGGAGUACAGCACAAAAUAUUUUUAUAAACAGAAUGGACGAAUCCGGCCUAUUGUGGCAGAGAAUCCUGAAUACCUCUCUGAGUUCUCACUGAAGCCAGGCACAGUGCUGCCUCCCCCACCCUACAGACACCGAAACACUGUGGUGUAA